AUGUCUGGUUCAAUCUUGGUGACGGAUCGAGUCGAUUCAGAUACACAACCCCACCAGACUUUCCACCGGCGAGCAUUGCUUAUAGGGAUACGUUAUAAGGAUACCGAGGGGUAUGGUCAGUUAAGUGAACCGCAUAAUGAUGUAGAUAAGUUCCUAAAGCUGUUGAUUGAUGUAUAUGGCUACCGAAAGGAAGAUAUUACGGUCAUGAAAGACGAUGCUGGAUGUGUGGAAGAAAGGUUACAACCAAUGGAAUCCAAUAUCCGUCGAGAGCUGAAAGCUUUGGUUCAAGGUGCGAUCCCAGAAGAUCGGUUAACGUUACUUUUCUGCGGCCACUCUUGUCAGGAGGCAGCCACACUUGAAGACCAUCACGAGGAGGACGGCUAUGACGAAGCGAUUGUCACAAUGGAUAAUAAGGAGAUACUGGACAAUGAUCUCAAAAAGAUUUUGGUCUCACCUUUGCCUUCCGGAGCUACCCUCACUGCCAUAUUCGACUGCUGUCACGCUGGCACGCUUCUCGACCUUCCGCAUUAUCAUUGUAACGCCGUAUAUGUCCCUUGGAUCUCCAAAGGAAAACGCCGAACGAGAACACUGAUGAAUCGUAACAUUGCUGCACUCCGGUUUCCCCUCGCAAUGACGCUGCCGGAUAGGAGGAACGUCACGUCCCCACACCAUGGUCACUAUCCCGCGGGAACAGACUACCCUUCCUCACAUGAAAAUCGUCUCCUCUCUCAAGCUCUCAGCCCUACAGAAACAUUCCUAUGCGAUUACCUAUCACAGUUCAAGGGUAGAAUCCAACCGACCUAUGAAGAGCUCAUGAUCCACAUAAACUACAAGCUUUAUGAAGUCGGACAAAAGCUACAUGAUGAAACGCGUAACUAUAAAUCGAAGCAGCCUAUGGGUUCCACGGAUGGGUCCAACGAGGAACCUUGGGAGGGAGAAUUGAAUAACUUCCAAUCGCCUUAUUUGAGUAGUCUCUCACCACUAGACAUGCACGAUAAAUUCGAACUUUGA
This is a messenger RNA of Stereum hirsutum FP-91666 SS1, 1011 nucleotides long. RefSeq lists its product as uncharacterized. The record is from RefSeq and is a predicted model, not a curated record. The transcript is spliced from 12 exons. Lineage: Eukaryota; Fungi; Basidiomycota; Agaricomycetes; Russulales; Stereaceae. The coding region runs from base 1 to 1011 and encodes 336 amino acids.